Messenger RNA from Aspergillus tanneri, 2904 nucleotides. RefSeq lists its product as uncharacterized. NCBI's taxonomy places the organism in Eukaryota, Fungi, Ascomycota, Eurotiomycetes, Eurotiales, Aspergillaceae. The coding region runs from base 1 to 2904 and encodes 967 amino acids. Gene Ontology annotation, molecular function: actin binding. The record is from RefSeq and is a predicted model, not a curated record. The transcript has 7 exons.
AUGUCUGCGUCAUUGAGGGACAAGCUUCUCCCGUACACUCAGACACUGUUGCACAACUGUGCAAGGGCCACCGUGCUGACGUCUGAGACCCAGUUCCAGGAUGAUCUCAGCACAUCCCAAGACAAGACUCUCGCCGUGCUUGUCGAGUUGGACGUCGAGAUAAAACAUCUACUUCGACACGUUCUGCGACCGCGGGCACAGCGCCCACCUCCCAAUGCUCUCUUCACCUCCGUCGUCCUGGGUUGUACCUGGGCCGUCAAUCUAUUCGAACAGCGUUUACAACUCUACAGGUGCAGCAGUAAGGGGAAACGGUUUGUUUGCAGCUCAUGGACUCGACUCGUCGAGACUCUCCAGCAGUAUACUCUGAAUCUUCAAGAACUGAAUGCCGCUUUGGGCCCAGUCACUCCCAGCCCUAUCUCCGAUGUGUCCUGCCUCCAAAGAGUAUUCGACAAACAGAAAAACGAUGUACAGCGGGAGUUGGAAGCACAGAUGAGGUUCGAAGCACAGCAGUGGGACGAGGUGCCAGAUACACAAGGGUACAUGGAAGUAGAUCCUGACUAUCCAUCAUCUACCUAUGCGACUCCGCCAAGCAGCAUCGCUGAUGGGGAUAUUAACGACGAACUUCCGCCUAUUCCCGGCCCUCCUCUCCAAUCUUCUAGCAUUUCCCCAAACGAACAAUACUAUCUUCAAAUGGCAAUGGAAAAUGCUCGCACGGAGGAGCGUACGAGGAUUUACAACACCCUGAAAACGAUCUGGAUUACUGAACGCGAGGCCCCCGAAAAACGAUCAGGUUACCUGUUGCGAGCCAUCAAGCUAAACUCCGUGGACAGCGUCAAUCUUCUCCUUGAUCUGGGUGCGGAAGUGAAUCAACCCUGUGAAAAUGAUUUGCCGUUGUGUCUGGCAGCCCGAUCUGGGUAUGACCGGAUAGUUGAAACACUCCUAGACCGAGGUGCGGAGAUUGAUAUGCCAACUGCGUAUGGCAAUACCGCGCUCCUAUCUGCCGCUGGAGCCGGUCAUACCUCAACCAUCAUGCUUCUCCUGGUCAGAAAUGCCAACAAGGAGGCCAGAAGUACCUCGCAUCUCUGCAAAGGAUAUACACCGCUGAUGAGAGCCGUGAGAUCCGGCCACAUGCAUGCAAUUCGUGUGCUUGUCGAUGCGGGUGCGAGUGUUGCGACUCUAACCGACGCAGGGGAAUCCUUAUUGCAUGUUGCUAUCCAAGGUGGUCGUAAAGAGAUUAUCGAAGAGGUUUUCUUAUUGCAGCAUCAACCAGGCAUCGCAGACAAGAAUGGAAACACAGAGCUGCAUCUCGCGGCCAUGAAGGGCCUAGUUGAAGUAUCCAAAUUACUCCUCGCUAAAAUGGGGAGUCUCGUGAGAAAUACAAACCUCAAUCAGGAGACGCCGCUGCAUUACGCAGUAAAGGCCAGAAGGUGUGAGCUGGUGAGGUUAUUUCUUGAGGAAGGGGCAUUCGUUGAGUGUCCAGACGAAAACGGGAAGACACCACUACAUCUCGCCGUCCAAGCAGAUAGCCAGGAAAUCAUCCAGCUGCUACUUAAUGUGAAUGCGUCCCCAUGUAUGCGCGACAAGGAUGGAAAGACACCGAUGCACUAUGCCGUGGACUCAUCCCGUGGCGAUAUAGUCCGACUGUUGGCGCAAAAGAUGCCCCCCGUCGUCAAUACUAAGGAUAAAAACAAACAAACGCCCCUCCACUAUGCUGUGAAGUCCCUGAACACGGAGAUCGUGCGUCUACUAUUAUCACUGAGGGCAACAGCUAAUUGCAAGGACAGGGCUGGUAAGGCGCCGCUCGAAUAUAUUAUGGAAAUGCCUCCAUCCGAAGAGGAGAUGGCGAUACGCCUCAUCCAGGAGUUCUUAUGCGUACAUGAAAAAGGACGACCGCUUACGACAAUUUACGGCUUCCCGGCGCUAUCAAAGGCAGCAAGGGAAGGCAGAUUGCGUUUUAUCCACGAGUUCUGCCAGCAUGACCCUCGUCUCGCGAAUGAAAUCCCCACCCUGGAGUCAGAUUUCGAACCUGCCUUGCAUGAGGCCAUCAAGUUUGGUCACAAGGAAUCGGUAGAAAUGCUCUGCCUGUUACCGGAAGCGGACAAGAAUAUCCUUGACCGCGAAGGGAAUACGCCAUUACAUCAAGCUGUGAUUCACUGGCAAGAUGGAUUGCUUGCUAUGUUGAUAUGUACCGGAGCGGAUAAGGACUGUCCUCAUGGUAAAACCGGGUUGCCGCCGCUCCAUUUCGCUGUGCAGCUACAAAGCCUCAAAAAGGUGGAAGAGCUUCUGAAUAACAAGGCAGAUCCUGAGAAGCGGAUAAAUGGAAAGCAAUGCACCUGGUGCAGGGAGAACAACAGACCUCCUGGCAUGAAUUCACGGUCGUGGAUAUUCGAACGAGGCUCCCAAGUCAUUUGCAAUGAGCCUUACCUGAUGAUUCAUAUGCACCUCUCCGCUGUAAAGACUGUAAACGAGAUCCGUAACUGCUUGAAGAUCCUCCUCCCUGCCAAAGGGAUCUCUGAGCUUCUUUCAGGCGUCACUAUUGCCGACGAAUGCCUUCACGUAUUUCGAGACCUGUACAAUGUACGCAGUCGCAACAAGCUCAACUUCGUGAUCUUCAAAACCACCGACGACGAGAGGACGGUGGUGGUCGAGGAGGCCUCAUCUGAGCCAGAAUACGAGGUCUUUCGCCAGAAGAUUACUCGGCGGUGGACAGUCAAGGACAAUCACUUCCAAGAUACGGGGUAUACGACGUGGAAAAAUGCAUCGAUGAAGCUGUGCAUGCUGUAUGCAAGCACCACCGAGCAGCUGAAAAACGCCCUGAAUAUCAAGGUGGCCACCCACGCAGAUAUUGUCGACGACUUGAAAUGGAAGACCAUGUUGACGGCAGCCAGUGGUGGCAAGGCGUAA